Messenger RNA from Chironomus riparius, 273 nucleotides. The record is from the annotation of a GenBank genome assembly. Lineage: Eukaryota; Metazoa; Arthropoda; Insecta; Diptera; Chironomidae.
AUGUGGAAACUCGUGUGCCUUCUCCAAAUCACAUUGGGACUUUACAUGUUCACCAUAAUCGUUAGCGGCCAAAUCGCCGGUUACACAGCUGGAAUUGAUUAUCCAAAUUAUUCAGAAGUGCCUGUUGGUGGCACAUUCUCAUGCCAAAAUAGACUUCCUGGAUAUUAUGCUGAUAUGGAAACGAGAUGUCAAGUGUGGCAUUGGUGUGUGCAUUCAGGACAUCAAUAUUCAUUCCUUUGUCCCAAUGGAACUGUUUUUAAUCAGGCAAAUUAA